Cricetulus griseus (Chinese hamster) is the source of this 669-nucleotide messenger RNA. Lineage: Eukaryota; Metazoa; Chordata; Mammalia; Rodentia; Cricetidae. The record is from RefSeq and is a predicted model, not a curated record.
AUGUUGUGGCUGCUCCUUUUCCUGGUGACUGCUAUUCAUGCUGAACUCUGUCAUCCAGAUGCAGAAAAUGCCUUUAAAGUAAGACUUAGCAUCAGAACCGCUCUUGGAGAUAAAGCAUAUGUCUGGGACACAGAUGAAGAAUAUCUCUUCAGAGCAAUGGUGGCAUUCUCCAUGAGAAAAGUUCCCAACAGAGAAACAACAGAAAUUUCCCAUGUCCUGCUUUGCAACGUAACCCAGAGGGUAUCAUUCUGGUUUGUGGUCACAGACCCUUCCAAAAAUCAUACUCUUCCUGCAGCUGAAGUACAGUCGGCCAUAAGAAUGAAUAGGAACCGGAUCAACAGUGCAUUCUUUUUGGAUGAUCAUACUCUAGAAUUCUUAAAAAUUCCUUCCACUCUUGCACCGCCCCCGGAUGCAUCUGUGCCCGUCUGGAUUAUUGUGUUUGGUGUGAUAUUUUGCAUUGUCGUAGUUGCAAUUGCACUGCUGGUUCUAUCAGGAAUCAGGCAACGACGAAGGAACAACAAAGGACCACUUGGAGUGGAGGAUGCAGAAGACAAGUGUGAAAACAUAAUCACAAUUGAAAAUGGCAUCCCCUGUGAUCCCUUGGACACAAAGGGAGGCCUCAUUAAUGAUGGCUUCUUGACAGAGGACGAACGCCUCACCCCUCUCUGA